UGCAUAUGCAUUACGUCGGCAAAACGACUGGGGUUCUUCCCCCAAAUGAAAAGGCAGGGUAAUAUAAUAAUAAUUUCACAAAAAUUAAACUUUCAAACGUUCUGAAAUUCAAAUCAGAAUCAGAUAAAUUUGUGAGAUUUUUCAGAUCGAAAAUGGAGAUUGAUUCGUCUCCGAUAAGUCGUUGCUCCAAAGAGAACCAGAAGAUCUAUCAAGAAUGGUUUUCCUUCGCCGAUUCAGACGGAGAUGGGCGACUGACCGGAGCCGAUGCUACCAAGUUCUUUGCCAUGUCCAAUUUGCCUCGUCAUGAUCUCAAACAGGUGUGGGCAAUUGCGGAUUCCAAAAGGCAAGGUUUUCUUGGUUUUAAAGAGUUUAUCACGUCAAUGCAGUUGGUCUCCUUGGUACAAGCUGGGCAUGCUAUGACCAAUGACAUUAUAAAUGCUGAAGUUGACUUUGAGCACUUGCAACCUCCAACCAUGGAAGGUCUGGAUGUUCUCCUAGCUAAGAGAAAGCGUACACCUAAAAGUGAACACGAACAGAAUGGUAGUUCUCAAGUGCAAACGUCUCCUUCAGCUAGUUGGUUUACUUCUUCAAAAUCUGCAAAGAAGGUUUCUCUGGCCUCUGUUACUUCGAUAAUUGAUGGUUUGAAAAGGUUGUAUGUUCAGAAGCUGAAGCCACUGGAAGUUACUUACAGAUUUAAUGAUUUUGUUUCCCCCUUACUUGCAAAUAGUGAUUUUGAUGCUAAACCAAUGGUGAUGCUUUUGGGUCAGUAUUCCACUGGGAAGACAACAUUUAUUAAACAUUUGCUCAAAACUAGUUAUCCAGGAGCUCACAUUGGACCAGAGCCUACUACAGAUAGAUUUGUUGUUGUCAUGAAUGGACCAGAUGAAAGAAGUGUUCCAGGGAAUACAAUUGCUGUUCAAGCAGAUAUGCCAUUUAGCGGUCUGACGACUUUUGGAACUGCAUUUUUGUCAAAAUUUGAGUGUUCUCAAAUGCCACAUCCUCUUCUGGAACAUAUUACUUUUGUGGAUACUCCUGGAGUGUUAUCAGGAGAAAAACAACGAACUCAAAGAAGCUAUGACUUUACUGGUGUAACAUCUUGGUUUGCUGCAAAGUGCGAUCUCAUCCUGUUGUUGUUUGAUCCCCACAAACUUGAUAUAAGUGAUGAAUUCAAACGUGUCAUUGCAUCUUUGCGAGGUCAUGAUGAUAAAAUACGUGUGGUUUUGAACAAGGCAGACCAAAUUGAUACGCAGCAACUUAUGCGGGUAUAUGGAGCUUUAAUGUGGUCCCUUGGCAAAGUGCUGAAUACUCCUGAGGUCAUGCGUGUUUAUAUUGGAUCUUUUAAUGACAAGCUUAUUUAG
Molecule: messenger RNA, 1358 nt
Organism: Olea europaea var. sylvestris
Lineage: Eukaryota; Viridiplantae; Streptophyta; Magnoliopsida; Lamiales; Oleaceae
Product: EH domain-containing protein 1-like
Exons: 15
Coding region: 153-1358 (401 amino acids)
Biological process (GO): endocytosis; endosomal transport
Cellular component (GO): intracellular membrane-bounded organelle; cytoplasm; plasma membrane
Molecular function (GO): GTP binding; calcium ion binding; protein binding
Source: RefSeq, a predicted model, not a curated record